Centruroides sculpturatus (bark scorpion) is the source of this 2878-nucleotide messenger RNA. RefSeq names its product UDP-N-acetylglucosamine transferase subunit ALG13 homolog (gene Alg13). Lineage: Eukaryota; Metazoa; Arthropoda; Arachnida; Scorpiones; Buthidae. Gene Ontology annotation, biological process: dolichol-linked oligosaccharide biosynthetic process. The record is from RefSeq and is a predicted model, not a curated record. Gene Ontology annotation, molecular function: hexosyltransferase activity. Bases 157 to 543 code for a protein of 128 amino acids. The transcript is spliced from 4 exons.
GAGUUUUUAAGCCGCCAUUUUUUUUUUUUAGAUAAACAGAUCAAUGUGGACGACUUUGGGUUUUCCAUGAUUUAGUAAUACAAUCGCUUGCAUUAGCGUUUUAUCCCUGACAUAAUUUAUUUUUUAUUAUUUCUUUUUAAUGUACAGGUUUUCAGCAUGAAAUCUAUCUUUGUUACUGUAGGAACUACAUCAUUUGAUAAACUUAUUAGAAGAAUCUGUUCAUUGGAAGUGCUGCAGAUUAUUAAAUCACAUAACUUUACAAAAUUGGUGUUGCAAGUAGGAAAUGGCAGUUAUGAACCAGAACUUGAAAAAAACAAUGAUAUUGAAAUAUCAUGGUAUAGAUAUAAAGAAUCUCUACAUAAUGAUAUGAAAGAAGCUUCUUUAGUUAUUUCUCAUGCAGGAGCUGGUUGUAUUUUAGAAGCGUUACGACUUCAAAAACCAUUAUUAGUUGUUGUAAAUGAAGAUUUGAUGGAUAAUCAUCAAUUUGAAUUAGCUUCUCAAUUAGCAAAUAAUAAUCAUUUAAUAUAUUGUACCAUAAAGUAAGUACUGAAAAAGAAACUUUAUUAAAUUUAAAAUAUAUGUAUAUAUAAUUAAAGUGUUAAUAAAUUAUAAACAUUGAAAAUAUUAUACAUUGUUACAAAUAAGGCAUCUGAACAAGAACACACUAGAAGAGCAUAAAGACAACUAAAUUUAAGCAUAAAUGAAAAUAUAAAAAUUGUCUGUUGGCAUUACUGGUAAAUAUAUUUAAUUAUCAAGUACAAGCACUUUCAACAGUAUAUAAUCAUCUUCUUCAGGUAAUAUGGCAGAUGAGACAUUAUAAAUCUAGAGAUAGAACACAUUUUCUAAUUGCUCUUCUAGCACAAACAUGAAAUACGAAAUUAAAAAUAUAAAAUUAUAUGCCAUUAUAAAAUAAACAUAAUAUAUGAAGGCAAUGGUUAACAAAAAUAACAGAAUUAAUCUACACAGAAAUAAUUGAUAAGAAUAUAAAGAAAAUUUGAACAAAAUGUAAACAAUGGAGCCCCUUAUCACUAAUAUGUUCUUGUCACAUGACUGCAUGACCUACAAUUUUAUCAAGUAGAACAGUUCAACCCAUAGUGCUGGAAUAUCAAGUAUGGGAAAGUUGCAUGGGAACAUGGAUGUAAUAAACAAAGACUCCCAAAUGAACAAGAUUCUCCUAUCCCCACAGUGUUUUAUUAGCAAAACUAGUGACCAAAGAGGAUCAAAGUUAUAUUUCAUCAAUUUUUGGCUAGCUCUUUUGAACAUCUUUCACAUGUAAUAUCUUCACGAUAAUCUGCUAGACAGACAUGAAACAUUCUAGUAUCUAUUCAACUUGCUAAAAACAUAGUUAAAUGACAAGAACAUACUGGUGACAAGUGGCUCCAGUGUUUACAUUUUUAUACUGUUGAAAGUGCUUGUACUCUUAAAUCAAACAUAUUUACCAGUAAUGCCAAUAGACAGUUUUUAUAUUUUCAUUUAUUUUUAGUAAGUGGUAUUGCUUGUUGUUUUUAUCUCAUUAAAUUUAAGUAUUAUAUUAUUAAUAAUAUAAAAUUGAAAUUUUUCAAUGUAAUUAUAUCUUUGAUCAAAUUUUUAAUGCUCAAGGAGUUAAGUUUUAUCAUCAGAUAGUAAAGUCAAAGUCCAGUUAUGGAAUUAUAGAACAGCAUCAAAUAUAUAAAAUUAAUUUUUUUUAGACCCUCGAUUUAUUAAAUGUUUUAAUAUAUUACAAAUACAGUAGAAGUUUGUUAAUAUAGCAGCUAAGGACCAGAAUGCUUCCAGAUAAUCAAAAAUACUGGAUUACUGGACAUUUUUAUAUUUUUACAAAAUUCAAUAAGUUAUAUGCAAUCUGAGCAUUGCAGACAUUGCUGUACAUUUUGUACCAGUACAUGCUACUGUAUACUCCUGAUUUGUUUAUGUAUGCUUUUUAAUUAGUCUGAAGAUUAUACAGUAGUGUGUUAAGAUUGAUUGAAAAGCCUGUAAAAACAUUAAUGAACAUGUUAUUGCACAAAAUUAAGAUUCAAAAAAGCUACACAUGCUCCAAGUAUCCGAAACUUGUUUUUAGUUAUUCUGUCUUUUCAUUGGUCUGUGGGAAAGAAAAUAUAUUAGUCAAACACAUUAUUGAACAUAACACACAAGUAAUGUUCUGGGAAAGUAAUGCAUAUCCAGCACAAUACAAUACAGAGUAAGUAUAGUUUACUGGAUUACACUAGAUGGGAGAUUGAAAUCCUAACUAUUUUUGUGACAUCAUUGUUGGAACUAUUUCAUCUGUUGGGAUUGAGUUGUAUUAAUAGAUGUCUCCACCAGAUGGUAUUCUUAUAAAGUUUGUUUUUGGGCCUUUUGGAACAUGGCUGUGAUGUGUAAUUACUUAUAGCUCUAUACUUCCUUUGCAUAGUAGUCUCUAGACUAGUGCUCCAUGUGUCCAAACAGAUUCCAGUUUAUGCAAUACUAACAUACCAGAUUAUUAUCAGUCAAUUCUGAAUUAUGGCUACUUUUUAGAGGAUGACAAACUACCAGACAUUCCAAAUUAUUAGGUGCCAUUUACUAUACAGUCAUGUGCUGCAUAACUUUGUUUGGGCAAUGUCUGACUGCAUAUAUAUUUGUGGUCCUAUAAAGUUAUAAUAUUAUAGAAUAGGAAAUUUAUUACUGUGAAAAUCUUUGGAAACAUUGAUCUCAAGUAUCUUGUGUAAAAGCAACUGUGCUGUCAUAUGUAAAGUUUAUGAUGCAACCAACAUUGCCAGAUCUUAAAAUUUAAAGUUUACAGAAAAUUUUGAAAAAGUUUUCGGAUUUAAAAUAAGCCAUUAUAAGUCAUUCUAUAACAAAUAAAUAAAGGUAUGACACAGGAAUAAUAAUAUGUCAAUAAUAAAUAUUUUAAUUAAUAAAUAUA